Molecule: messenger RNA, 2835 nt
Organism: Lates calcarifer (barramundi perch)
Lineage: Eukaryota; Metazoa; Chordata; Actinopteri; Centropomidae
Gene: hsd17b3
Product: hydroxysteroid (17-beta) dehydrogenase 3
Exons: 11
Coding region: 71-829 (252 amino acids)
Cellular component (GO): endoplasmic reticulum
Molecular function (GO): testosterone dehydrogenase (NADP+) activity
Source: RefSeq, a predicted model, not a curated record
GUGGGCAGUGGUGACCGGUGCUUCUGAAGGCAUAGGAAGAGCAUAUGCAUUUGCGCUGGCUGAACAAGGAAUGAAUGUGGUUAUCAUGAGUAGAACCAAAGCAACACUGGACCAGGUAGCCAAGGAAAUAGGUGAUAAAACAGGACGGAGUGUGAAAGUGAUAGUAACAGACUUUGUAAAGGAAAAUGUCUUUGGUGAAAUUGAGGAUCAACUUAAGGAUCUCAGCAUCGGGGUUUUAGUCAAUAAUGUAGGCAUUCUGCCCAGCUUCAUCCCCUGCAAAUUCCUUGAGUGUGCAGAGCUGGAUCAGACAAUUACGAAGGUGUUAAACUGCAAUGUGAAAACUAUGGCCAAGAUGUGCAAAAUAAUUCUUCCAGGCAUGGAAAACAGGGGAAAAGGGGUGAUUCUGAAUAUUUCAUCUGGAAUUGCCUCUAUUCCAUUCCCUCUGUACACCCUGUAUGCUUCAUCUAAGGUGUUUGUGGAAAGAUUUUCUCGAGGUCUUCAAAUUGAAUAUGAAGAUAAAGGGAUUAUUAUACAGGCAGUGGCUCCAUUUGGGGUUUCCACUCGGAUGGCAGGUUACCAAAAAACCAAUUUAGUGACUCUGUCACCAGAGGACUUUGUAAAACAUUCCCUGCAGUACCUCAAAGCUGGAGACAAAACUUUUGGAAGUGUCCAUCACAUAAUUCUGGGCUGGUUACUGCAGUCCAUUCCUCUCAAGAUCCUCUUUGCAGAGUUUAUGCUUCACAGCCUGCAAGACUAUGUGAGGAAGAGAACAGCACAUCAUUCCAUCUCUGACUCAAAUGCAACUUCUGAAAUUAGUGGGGAUAAAUAAACGAUAAUCCCCCAGUGUAAGUAGGAUCAUAAUUAUGGAACUGGUGUUGACAAAUCUGUGUUUUCUGUUUCUCACUUAAACAUGGUGAUGAGUGGUGCAACUUGUGAAAAUACUCUUAUUAGGUGCUGUAGUAUGCAAUAGUACUUUCUGUUUGUAACAUUGUGGGUAAACCACCCUUGGAAAUGAUUUUUUAAUUUUUUUUUUUUUUUUUGGAUAUGUUUAGAGGGAUUUAUACCUCUGUUUGUGAACUUUAAAUGUAUUGCCAUUCAGGGACAUCAUGUCUCCAAAGGGACACGGUUUGACUGCUCUGUUGCAGUGAUGUGCAAGUUUCCCCUUAUUUACUUGUCUAAUUGUUGACUUACUAUUGUUGACCCAUCUGCUCCAUCUUAUUGUAUGAGUUGCCAUUAAUAGAUCUGUUAAUCUGUUGCCUACUUUCCCAUGUGUAGGUAUGUGUAUUUCAUAUGUAUAACAAGUUUUUUUUCUGAUAGACAAAACUCAUGAAGCAGAAGCCAUUUCAUUCACCAACCACACCUACAUCAGAUUAAAUAAAACCCCUCAAACCAUUAUUUCUAUGAAACCACACAGCUGGCACUCUGUGCACAUCUUUAGACAGGCAUGUAAAUGCAACAAACUAGUUAAUGUGGCUAAUCAUUGAUGCUGACAGGUUUGUUUGUGUGUGUGUGUGUGUGUGUGUGUGUGUGUGUGUGUGUGUGUGUCCAGUUCCCCAUAGUCAUAAAUUUUCUACAGGAGCAUGAGUGAUAAUGAGUCUGGCGCCUUAUCUGUUGAGCUGAAGAACUGUCCCGCUCUGUUAUUCACCCACACAUACAUCAUGCUGAAAGAUACACACACACACACACACACACGCACACACAUACACACACGCACCUGUAACUGUCAUUAGCAUCCUCCAUUCCCCUCUGAGAUGGAGGAAACAUUUGAUCAGAUGAGUACACCACCAGACGACUUAGCUGUGGUGUCAGUCACUGUUCUGAUCCCCACAAAACCAGUCGGGGGCGGAAGAGAAUGGAUGAGCUUCUACCUGGUUCCUGAGAAAUGAGAAUACACGGGAGACCUGGGCUUGAUAGCCUGCUGCUUACAGGAUGAUGUACAAUGUUUAAAGCAUGCACAAACGUUCCCUCAUCUGUGCAUGCACAUUCUUAGAAGCAGACACGCACAGCCAUUUGAAUUAGUAUGUGCUACCGAGAUGUCUGACCUAAAAGAGUCACUAAUCACGGGUUGACUGGGCUGUUUAGACAUCUGUGAUGAAUGAUCCUCCCCAUGAGAGAUAGUGCAGGGAAUAGGGAAAGUGACUUGAGAAAGAGAGAGAGAAGGGAGGUCAGAGUGACCCUGAGCUCAGAUGAUCCACGCCUGGUGUGACUGUUUAAAAAGGCAAAUCUUCACAUGAGAAUAAAAGUCUUUAUUUUAUCUCAUCUGAUGAUUAUUGAUUAUUGUGACAACAAAAAUAUGUCUAUAUUAACACAAUAGGUUGGCAAGUGAUAAAAUUCAAUUAAUAGUUCAUAGUAUGUAAUGGAAAAGGCAAUCACUUGUGCUUUUUGCAUUAUGGAAUUCUGAUGUUUAAAAUUGGGCAGCAUAAAUAGGAUAUGUUUGUCUUUGCAUACUUCAAAGUUACUCUGUUGUAUUUUAUUUUAUUUUAUGUCUCAUGGUAUGGAUAAUUACAUGUACAGUAAAUUUCUGGAUGUAUUUUGUAUGUAUUUUUAAAAUUGAUGAAUGUUUAUCUGUAAUUGUUUCUUCCAUGAACUUCCAUUAUUGUCAUCUUUCAGUUGCUUUAAAGUUAUUUAAAAAAAAAAUCAUCUUAUUCUGGGGUGGCCCAACCGUUAAGUUGGUAGGGGAUUUAUGACAUGGGCCUAAAUGCCCUGAGCAGCAAGUCCCUGGUAUAACUCCUGGCUGGCUGGACCAUCUGCUGCAUGUCAUUCCCCUAUUCUCUUUCCCCCCCGUUUCCUGUCUGUCUUCACUGUCCCUGUCAAAUAAAGGCAGAAUCUGUCUAA